AUGGCUUCCUCUACGAAUAUCAAGGUCGUUUGCCGAUUCCGGCCACCAAAUUCUCUUGAAUUGCGUGAAGGCGGCGAAAUCGUAGUAUCCUUCAGUGAUAACCUGCAGACCGUGCAGCUCCGCUCAGCACAGCUCAGUUCGGGUCCAGAGAGGGAUGGAUUCACAUUCGACAGGGUGUUCCCUCCUGGGACGAAACAACAUGAAGUAUUCGAUUACGGUGUCAAAGAGAUCGUGAAGGAUGUCUUGGAUGGAUACAAUGGCACAGUAUUUGCGUAUGGGCAGACGGGUAGUGGAAAGACAUUCACGAUGAUGGGCGCGGAUAUUGACUCCCCAGACUUGAAGGGCUUGAUUCCCCGAAUCACAGAGCAGAUCUUCCAAUCGAUUGUCGAGUCGGACGCGCACCUGGAGUAUGUGGUGAAAGUCUCCUACAUGGAGAUCUAUCUUGAACGAAUCAGGGACUUGUUGGCGCCGCAAAACGAUAAUUUGCAGGUCCAUGAGGAGAAGAACAAGGGUGUCUAUGUGAAGAAUCUGUCGGACUACUAUGUUAGUAGUGCGCGCGAAGUAUACGAAAUCAUGCGACAGGGUGGUGCUGCCCGAGUAGUUUCCUCGACUAAUAUGAACGCUGAAAGUUCACGCUCUCAUUCCAUCUUUCUGAUUACGAUUCAGCAACGAAAUACAGAAACAGGAGCGCAGAAGAGUGGAAAUCUCUAUCUCGUCGAUCUGGCGGGUUCGGAGAAGGUUGGCAAGACUGGUGCUUCCGGCCAGACGCUCGAGGAGGCCAAGAAGAUCAACAAGUCGUUGUCCGCCCUCGGUAUGGUCAUCAACGCCCUCACCGACGGGAAGGCAAAACACGUUCCUUACCGAGACUCCAAGUUGACGCGAAUCCUGCAAGAGUCGCUUGGUGGUAACUCAAGGACUACACUCAUCAUUAACUGCUCGCCGUCUUCCUACAACGAGGCCGAGACACUUUCCACUCUACGCUUCGGUAUCCGUGCCAAGUCCAUCAAGAACAGUGCUCGCGUCAACGCUGAGUUGUCGCCUCUUGAGCUCAAAGGUCUACUGGCAAAGGCUCAGGCAGCAAAUACGCAAUAUCAGAAGUAUAUUGCUGCGCUCGAAGCCGAGCUCGCUAUCUGGCGCGCUGGCGGCCAUGUUGACCAGGCAGACUGGGCAUCAUCAGACAAGGCUAGCUCGGGCGUGGUCUCAGCACCAAAGAAGGCGCCGACGUCACCGACACCAUCAUCAACUCGCAGCGCUACACCUAUCAUUCCUGCCCUGGAGGGUCUGCGUAACGAUCUGGACAGCCGACCGCAGACGCCUACUGUAGUUGGUCUGGAUAAGGAUGAGCGCGAGGAAUUCUUGAAACGGGAGAACGAGCUCAGCGAUCAGCUGGCAGAGAGGGAGUCCGCCCUCAAUGGCGCACAGAAGCUUGUGGGCGAACUUAAGGAAGAGCUUGCGUUCCUCAAGGAGCAAGAGGCCUCCUUAUCCAAGGAGAACAAGACCAUGUCUGGUCAACUCAACGAGUUCCGUCUCCAAGUCGAACGCCUGGACUACGACAACAAGGAGAGCGUGAUCACCAUCGACAUCCUCAAGGAGCAGAACCAGGAUACAAAGGCUGAGUUGGACGAGCUCAAGAAGACCAUUUCAGAGCUUAAGGCUGCUCAGAAGGAUGCGUCCGCCGAGGACAAGGAGAAGCGCAAGCAGGAGAAGAUGGCACUCAUGAUGGCCAAAUUUGACGCAGGCACUUUCUCCGAGAAGGAUGAACAGCUCCGUCAAUUGCUUGCGAAGCUUGACCAGAUUGACACGGAUGCUGCUGUGUCAUCCUUGUCGCAUGAGGAUGUCGUUGCGGUCCGUCGGCAGUUGACUGACGGGCAGGCGCUCAUUCGCGAGACUGUCGACCGCCUGAGACAAAGUCAAGAGGAGAACGAGAUGAAUUCUCGCAGACGCGAUGAGCUCGAGGCUCGCAUCUCUGCUUUGGAAGCCGAGUACGAAGAGCUUCUUGAGAAGACCAUCCACGACGAGGAAAUCAGCAACGUCGAUGUUGCUGAGUCGAUGGCAGAACUGAAGAACAAACUCGAAGCGCAAUACGCCGCUAAGCGCGAUGCUCAUCUGAGCGAAGUGCAAGAUCUCAAGCAGCAACUGGAGCUGCGGUCAAGUGAAAUCCGCACCCUUAAUGCGACCAUUGACAGCCUGAAGAGCGUAAAUGAAGAGCUCAAGCGGGCAUUCGCGGUCACAUCAGCUGGUAUCGAGGGCGGUAAGAACCUUGCUGAGAGCGCUCAGGAUCUCGAGCGCACUCGGAAGGCGAUUAGCGUCCAGCUGGCAGAAUUUGACGGCGUGAAGAAAUCGCUCAUGCGUGAUCUGCAGAACCGUUGUGAGAAGGUCGUCGAACUCGAGAUCCAGCUCGAUGAGAUCAAGGAGCAGUACAACAAUGUUAUACGCAACAGCAACAGCAAGGCUCAACAAAAGAAGAUGGCGUUCCUGGAACGCAACCUUGAACAGUUGACCGUAGUACAAAAGCAGCUCGUCGACCAGAACUCCGCGCUCAAGAAGGAAGCGGGGAUCGCGGAGCGCAAACUGCUUGCACGGAACGAGCGGAUACAGAACCUGGAGGCGCUCCUCCAAGACGCUGACCGUAGGCUUGCUGCUCAGAACCAGAAGUUCGAAGCACAAUUGCAGGCGGUGAAGGAGAGGCUUGAGCAAGCACGCGCGCAAAAGGCGGCGUCAUCCUCACCACUCAGCUUCGGUCGCAUUGCCAAGCCGCUGCGCGGUGGAGGCGGUUCUGCUGCAAGUGCGGCCGCUACGAGUACAAGUCCAUCACUAGGUUCGACUUCUGCCAAUCCGCUGGCGAGGAUACAGAACGAGGAGACAGGCACCGGAGCCAAGCGAGCAUCUUGGUUCUUCAACUCACGGUGA
Molecule: messenger RNA, 2910 nt
Organism: Postia placenta MAD-698-R-SB12
Lineage: Eukaryota; Fungi; Basidiomycota; Agaricomycetes; Polyporales; Adustoporiaceae
Exons: 18
Coding region: 1-2910 (969 amino acids)
Biological process (GO): microtubule-based movement
Molecular function (GO): microtubule binding; microtubule motor activity; ATP binding
Source: RefSeq, a predicted model, not a curated record